Messenger RNA from Plenodomus lingam JN3, 1716 nucleotides. NCBI's taxonomy places the organism in Eukaryota, Fungi, Ascomycota, Dothideomycetes, Pleosporales, Leptosphaeriaceae. The record is from RefSeq and is a predicted model, not a curated record.
AUGGGCGCAGUCAAGUUCUUUUGUCUUGCGACUGCAUUCGCUUCACUCAUUACAGCCGCGCCAUUUGAGGAGCGUGCGAGGAAGCCUAAGAGCUUUCUCAAAGAACUGGGCAACUCGACGUGGCUAUUAGGCAAUGAGAUUUGGAAUGUCACCCAGAAUCGGCAGUAUGCCAACAAGUUGUACUAUAAGGGAAAAGACCGUGUCGGCAAUGCGGUGGGACAUUAUGUGAGCUACAACGGAGCUGCUUCAGACCUCAACUGGACAUCUGCUGCCAUUGCAGACUCAGGAAGCGAUUGGAUCAAUGUCAAGUUCACUGCAAAAGAGGGCGACUUCCAUUGGGUUAUUUACGAUGGCCUUCCUGGCGCCUACCAAUACUUCGUCAACCAUGCGCUUCCCACCCUCGGCGAGUUUCGCACACUUUGGCGCUUGGACAACGCCUCCUUCCCUAGGGGCAUGAACGAUAUUAAGGACGGUGUUCUUCCAGCACUCGAAGAGUACCUCUCUGCUACCAAUGUCUUUGACGAGACCUGGCAGAAGGCCGAUGGAACCUUCUUGACCAAAUAUGACUGGUCUGGGGUUCUCAGGGACCAAAAGUACUACGGGGUAUAUGGUGAUGAAGUCGGCAGCUGGUACAUAAAUCCUGGCAAAGACUACUUCAACGGCGAUCAGACGAAGCAAGAGCUAAUGGUUCACCGAGAGUCCAAGACCGGAGACGCAGUACAACUCAACAUGAUCCACGGUACCCAUUUCCAGGCUGUCUCCCGUGACGCCUUUGCAGAUGGAAAAACCUGGGGUCCAUGGCUAUGGUACCUCAACGACGGCUCCAAAGAGGACGCAGCAUCACGCUGGCAAAAGGAAGAAGCUGCAUGGCCAUACAAGUGGUUUGAAGACAAGGCCUAUCAAUCCCGUGGCAAGAUUCAAGGCCAAUUACGCCUUAGCGACGGGCGCCCUGCAUCUGGCGCCGCCGUGUUCCUCGGUGACAAUAACAAUGCAUCGAUAUCUACUCUCGACCAAGGCCAGGGAUACUACUACACCACGUAUGCCGACGCCGACGGCAAAUUCGUCAUCAAAGACAUUCGCACAGGAACCUAUGCUCUUUACGCCUGGGGCGCCGGCGGCAAACUCAGCGACGUCACCACAAACUUCACACAAAACGACAUCGUCGUACGCCGAGGCAAAAACACCAACAUCAAAACCCUCACCUGGCCCAUUGCCGACAUCUCCAAGCGCAUCUUCCAACUCGGUGCCUUUGAUCGCCGCACCGAUGGCUUCAAGCUCUCUGGUCCCACGCCCUUUGAACACGGCCGCAUUGCCAAGUGCCCUGGCAACCUAACGUAUACAAUCGGAUCCAGCUCACUAGAGGACUGGUGCUUUGGCCAAUCUAGCCUGGGAACAUGGAGUAUCAACUUUCCCGUCGACAACCGCACAUCCACCGCUGCUGCAAAGCUGACCCUAUCACUCGCGGGCUUCUCGCAAGGCACCAGCGCAGAUAUCUUGCUCAACAAUGUUAAAGUGGGGAAUAUCACGAGCAAGAGUCUGUUGAAUAGUCAGGAUACGUAUCGUGGUGCAACGAGGAAUGGAGAGUGGAGGCUGUUGGAGUUUCCAGUCUCAGCUGGGGGGUUGAAGGCGGGAAUGAAUAGCUUGGACGUUAAGGUCAUUGAGUCGACGCGCUGGAGGGGUUGGCUUUGGGAUAGUAUUGUGUUGGAGAGGAUAUGA